AUUGUUCUGAGCUGCGCCUUGGCUUUUCCGCCCUUUGCUCCAUUCCCCCGCAUCCCAUUUGCUUAUCCUUUUUUAAAAUAAAAAAUAAGGGACAAUGGCGCAGCCAAAAAACCUCAGCAUUUGAGAAAUCAAAGCAACCAUUUUUCUUUAGUGCGCUCAAACAUGUAUAAAUUACCAACGUGGACAUGCUUGUUUUUUCAUGUCUUCAAUCUUUCAAUUAUUUUCUAAUUAUUUUACAAUAUUAUUAUCACCAAUACUCACAUACUUUAUUACUUUGCACCUAUCAAUAGCACCAACAUUACCAAUAUGACCAACGCUGCUCCCCCAUAUGACAUCAAGACCUCGACAGCGAGCUCAAGCUAUGUGCCUCCGGCACAGCCAGUAGCGCCGCCUCGCGGCUUGCCAGCAGCGUUCAAUCCACCAAAAUUUGCCACAUCGCAUCCAAUAUCCUCCAACAGCACUUACGAGCGGGCAAUGAACGCUCUGGGAACAUUUAUUGGCGGGUUUGGACAAAUUCCCUGCUGCUUCUGCUGCCCCAAUCCCUACAAAAAGGUUAAGCAGGGUGAAAUUGCUUUGGUGUCUCGCUUUGGACGCUACUACAAGACAGCGGACCCAGGUCUAGUCAAUGUCAACCCGAUGACCGAAAGUAUGUGGCGAGUGGAUACGAAGAUUCAAAUUAACCCUAUGAAGUCUAUGUCCAUUGUAACCAAGGAUAAUGUCUCGGUGGGAAUUGAGGCUGUCAUUUAUUGGCAUGUCAACGACCCGUAUUUAGCCACUUACGGAGUAUCCAGUGUGCACGAUGCCUUGGCCGAGCGCACGCAAACAACCUUGCGUGCGGUGCUUGGUGGCCGCGAUCUUCAGGACCUCAUUGAAAACCGCGACAAUAUUGCCUCAGCCAUCACUGAGAUUAUCGAUAAGCCUGCGCACGAGUGGGGCGUCACCGUUGAGUCGAUUCUCAUCAAGGAUAUUGAUCUAAGCCGUGAGCUGCAAGAGUCGCUGUCGUCAGCUGCUACGCAGAAGCGGAUUGGCCAGUCCAAGGUUAUCCAGGCUCAGGCCGAGGUUGACGCCGCUAUGCUGAUGCGCGAGGCGGCUGAGAUUCUCAACACGCCGGCGGCUAUGCAGAUCCGCACUCUCGACAGCAUGGUAAUGAUGUCUAGAGCUGCCAACACCAAGGUUAUGUUUGUGCCUAUUAACCAGGACUACUCUAGCGGCUCGAUAAAUGCCUUUGGCGGUGCCGGUGCUACUGUGGGCAUCAAUACGUAUGGCAGUGGGUCUAGUUCCGCUGCAGAUGCUAGCAUUGAGGAGCGCAAAGCUGCGCUGCCAAUCAAGUUUAAGGGCGAGAAGGAGCCUGAAUAUGCGGGAUCCAGCCCCAUCCACUCAGGGGUGAAGGACGCUGCCAUUUUCUCUCAGCUCACCGAGAUGUGAUGACCGCAGCAGACAUUAUUAUCAACAACCCGCAACACGUUUAACCCCUUAAUUAUUUUGUUUUGUUUUUGCUCUAAUUUAACUAUUAAUUAUUUUUUAUCCUCGGGUCCAUAUAUGAAUAAUGCAACUAUCCAUUUAACAAAAGGGGAAUAGUGUAAUUUUAGAAAUAGAUGAUUACCCGCAAAUAUAAUUUCAAAGGU
Messenger RNA from Kickxella alabastrina, 1625 nucleotides. RefSeq lists its product as uncharacterized. Bases 307 to 1425 code for a protein of 372 amino acids. The record is from RefSeq and is a predicted model, not a curated record. Lineage: Eukaryota; Fungi; Kickxellomycota; Kickxellomycetes; Kickxellales; Kickxellaceae. Gene Ontology annotation, cellular component: plasma membrane. The transcript has a single exon.